Molecule: messenger RNA, 2817 nt
Organism: Malurus melanocephalus (red-backed fairy wren)
Lineage: Eukaryota; Metazoa; Chordata; Aves; Passeriformes; Maluridae
Gene: CLMN
Product: calmin
Exons: 13
Coding region: 110-2779 (889 amino acids)
Biological process (GO): nuclear migration
Cellular component (GO): cytoplasm; nuclear outer membrane; meiotic nuclear membrane microtubule tethering complex
Molecular function (GO): actin filament binding
Source: RefSeq, a predicted model, not a curated record
GGCCGCCCCCCCGCCCGCUCCUCUCCGCGCCCGCCGUCGGUGCCGGUGAAGGCGGCGGUGGCGGUGCCGCCGGCUCCCGCCGCCCCCCUGGCCCCGGCCCCGCGUCCCUAUGGCCGGGCAGGAGUGGGACUGGUUCCAGCGCGAGGAGCUCAUCGGGCACAUCAGCGACAUCCGAGUGCAGAACCUCCAAGUUGAACGUGAAAAUGUACAGAAGAGAACCUUUACCAGAUGGAUAAACCUGCAUUUGGGAAAGUGCAAGCCUCCUUUGAAAGUGAAAGACUUGUUUAUUGAUAUACAAGAUGGCAAAAUCUUGAUGGCACUCCUGGAAGUCCUGUCAGGACAAAAGCUGAUGCAUGAAUACAAAUCUUCAACCCAUCGCAUUUUUCGUUUGAACAACAUAGCCAAGGCACUUAAGUUCCUGGAGGACAGUAAUGUAAAGCUUGUUAGCAUCGAUGCAGCAGAAAUAGCAGAUGGAAAUUCCUCUCUGGUACUUGGAYUAAUAUGGAAUAUAAUCUUGUUUUUUCAGAUUAAGGAGCUGACAGGCAACCUCAACAGGAACUCCUCCUCCUCCAGCCUGUCCUCUGGGCCCAGUGGUCCAGAAUCAGACACAUCCCCCAGCACUCCCAGCGUGGAGAGAAACAUGUCCAUUACAGUGAAGGAUCAGCGGAAAGCCAUCAGGGCCCUUCUAAUCUGGGUUCAGAGGAAAACCAGAAAGUAUGGCGUUGCAGUCCAGGACUUUACAAGCAGUUGGAGGAGUGGCCUUGCUUUCUUAGCCAUCAUAAAAGCCAUAGACUGUACUUUGGUAGACAUGAAGCAUGCACUGGACAAAUCAGCACGAGAAAACCUGGAGGAUGCUUUCAGCAUAGCACAGAAUAAACUCGGUGUUCCUCGGCUCCUCGAACCAGAAGAUAUCAUGGUGGAGUCACCCGAUGAACAGUCGAUUGUGACAUACGUGGCACAAUUUCUGGAGCACUUCCCAGAGCUGGAAGGGGAAGACUUUACAGAUCCUGCCAAGGAGCUUCCAAUUGAGUCCACGUAUGUCCACAUCAAAGACACACCAUCAGAAAAAGAAGGCAAAAUCUUGAUUUUAAGUGAAAGUGAAGAAAACAUGUAUACUGUUAAUCAUGAGAGGAGUUAUCCAGCUCCUCCAAAGGUCCAUAUUCAUGAUAUCUCUGAGAGAAUCCCAUCAGAAACAACUUCUGAAAAUUGUAAUGGGAAACUGAGUCAAGUGUUAGUUGAUUUAGAGGGAACGUCUGAAGAGGAGCCUCAAAGGCCUACCUCACUGAAAAUUACAGGAUCUGUCAGUUUUGAAUSCAAUUCUUCCUGGGAGGCUCUAAAKGAUAAAGUCACACCAGGUGAAGGGGGCCUCUCUGAUGAUCCACUGAAACAGAACGAUGACCUUUCUCCUGCUGUUCUGACAGAUCAGAAAAAUUCUGUUGACUCUUUUGAAGAAUACUCUGAAGAAUUAACUAAGGAAACCCCCACUGAAUAUGACAAUGAAACUAAAAGCCUUUCAGCCAAUACUUCUUCUUUGAGUCCGUUAUCCUGGACUUCAGGUAUACUCACAGAUGAUUCUAUUAAUAAAGUAGAAGAGAGCAAACCCCAGUCCUCAAUUCUUUUACCAGAAGAUACCUCAAAACAGGAAGAUACACAGAAGUAUGUUCUUCAUCUUCUAAAUGAGGAAAUGCAGCCAAUUCCACAAGAUGAACAUACAAAGGAAUCACAGGAAUCACCUGUCCUUGAGACAAUAGAAACUAACCCUUGUUCACUGAAUGGUUCUAAUCUCGAAUGCCAGGAACUAUCUACACAGCAUGAAAUAUCUGAUGACUCUCUCUCAGAUGUACCUAAAACUCCAGAGGACCUGGAAAGCUGUGAUGAAGUUGAGUCUGCAGCUGAAACGCUACCCAGUUCUUCAAAAGUAUCCGUGAUACCCCAUGAUCUCUUUUAUUAUCCACAUUAUAAUGUUCCCAUAUCAGCAGUUCUGAAUGCUUACCUGGAGCCUUGUAUCGAAGGUUAUGAUACUGGAAAUGAAAAGGAUUCUUCUGAAACUGUAACAGAAGUUACAGAAGUUGUACCUGACGAGAGCUUACCAGAACAGGACGACAAGGAAGAGGCUCCAGAGCCAGACUUGGAGAAUAAGCUAGGUACCCCUCCAUCUGAAACAGACUCUGAAAACAGCGAAGAGGAAACUACAARAACAAGCAGUCAUGUGAAUUCUUCUGAUGAAAAAGAAGUGCCAUUACUGGUAGAAGAUUUAGAAACAGAAGAAGAUGACAAUAAGGCCACCAACCAUCACGAUUCCACUAUUCCGCAACAUCCUGAGGCCAUAACAGAACAUCUAGAUGAUUUAUCAAUAGCCAUAAAGACACCAGAAGAAAAUAGUAAUAGGGAGGAGGAAGGGAAAAAUAUGAUCGAAGAUUUGCAGAGCUCAGAAGUUGCCACUACAACUCUAUCAGAAGAGAACCUGGAAGAAAAUGCUGAAUUCCAGGAAUUUAUCAGAAGCAAUGACAGUGAUGCCAACAUUCAUCUCCGAAAAAGGUUUUCUCGUAAUGCUUCUGAGGAGGAAACCUAUGAUGUAAAUGAGCAGAAGAUGACAGAUAUGGAUGAAAAUCCAUUAAUCAUUGGGAAGAAAAAGGACUUGGAAGAAAGCGAGACUCCAGCACCAGCUCACGAKAUUACAAUUUUUGAGCAGCCAGAGCUAUUCUACUUUUUCAUUUUCUUCUGGGUGCUGGUCUACUGCCUUUUACUCCUUCCACAGCUUCUUAGCAACAAAGCUUGAUCUGUGUGAGGGGUGGAAAAUAAAGGAUGGUGGCUGGA